CGAACAAAUCUCGCAUUCAUCGUAAACAAGAAUAAGGCUGUAAUGCUGAAAAUCGUAUGAUUUUCGAAGAUGCCGUAUCUUCAGAGCGAACAAAACCAAGCUAUCAGAUUACUGGCGCACUCUUCCAGAAUCAUUUCAAGACAAUAUCUAAAAACCUAAAAAUGUAAAAACCUAUAAUUUGACUUAUUAAUUCAUUCUUCGUUUGUCUUUAAUCUGAUCACCUAUUCUGGGUAUCGGAGGAAGGGUGAUUCGUUGAAAGACAGCACUUUUUUGUCGUAGAGGUUCAGUUCAAAAUCGCUAUAUAUUUGUUCGAAAACAUGGUGCCUUGUACACAUUACAGCGAACCUUAAACAAUCUUAAUUUAACCCAAAGACGACGUAAAAUUUUAUACCCACGCACUUGCCAUGUAUGAUUUUCCACAUCAGUGAUUAUUUGGUCAUUAGAAAGUAUACGACAAUGUAAUUCUAUAUAAAAUGAAUGAUAUGUAGAAAACCCUACUAAGUCAAUCGUAGGAAGUUACAGUGCAAAGUGCUACUUCAUUCAUCAUUCUCUAUGUGAUCAUAAUUACACAGCAUGCUUCACUCUACAUCGAAAAGACACAAUACCUCGAUAGUGCUUGCGCUAAGUAUAAUGGCUAUUUUGAACAGCUUGUUCGAUCCAGCAACCGCACAAGGGCAGCGGUUCUGCGGAAAAUUUUUGGUAAGCACACUGUCAAUGUUGUGCGAGGAAUUUCCUACACUGCCUCCGCCCGACUACAAUAAGCGGAAUAGCAGAAAUAUCUUCGAGGCACCCAAUUUCGAUGCGGCUUGGACGUAUAUAGUUGAUGGCCUGGCAAUGAACAGAAUUGACAAAAUUGAGCAACUAAAGCGAAUCAUAUUUACAAAUUAUCUAAUCAAUGUUGUAAAAAGCGAGGCAAUCCCGCUACGUUUUCAAAUGGCGAAACGAGGUAUUAUCGAGGAAUGCUGUCUGAGGCCAUGUACAGAAAAUCAACUAAGAACAUUUUGUUCUAAAUACUGAG
Topomyia yanbarensis is the source of this 1018-nucleotide messenger RNA. RefSeq lists its product as uncharacterized. The coding region runs from base 574 to 1017 and encodes 147 amino acids. Gene Ontology annotation, molecular function: hormone activity. Lineage: Eukaryota; Metazoa; Arthropoda; Insecta; Diptera; Culicidae. The record is from RefSeq and is a predicted model, not a curated record. The transcript has 2 exons. Gene Ontology annotation, cellular component: extracellular region.